This is a messenger RNA of Wyeomyia smithii (pitcher-plant mosquito), 2911 nucleotides long. Its product is annotated as ATR-interacting protein mus304. NCBI's taxonomy places the organism in Eukaryota, Metazoa, Arthropoda, Insecta, Diptera, Culicidae. The transcript has 7 exons. The record is from RefSeq and is a predicted model, not a curated record. Gene Ontology annotation, biological process: DNA repair; DNA damage checkpoint signaling. The coding region runs from base 226 to 2901 and encodes 891 amino acids.
AGGCACAAUGCGGUGGGCAUUGUUGGUCUUUGCGCCCAACGCAAUCUGUCACCGUUUGACAAAAUUAGCAAAGCCGCAAACGUUGAUUUGUUUACAUGUGGUUCUCAGCGGAAAAACCAGUAAUGUUUAGUUUCGUCUUUAGUUAGCACUGUUUUAAGUUACUGGCCAAUUAUAAAUAAUGUGUAUAAUACGUUCUGUGUAAAAAGAGAAACAUCACUCAACAUAAUGUCGUCAAAGCGAUUUGGAAAUUUUCAGCUGAAACAACCUUCAACUUCCUACAAAAAAGCACGGUUAGAUAUCGAAACGAUUUCUAGCCAACAGUAUAACCAACGAAAACAGCAAGAGACAGCACAGGUAAAAUUGAAGACACCAACGGCGAUCGCAAAAUCUUCCUCAACCGAUGUUUUGUGGGGCGACGAGGAUGACGAAUUCAUCGUUUUGGCUUCACAAGCCGUCGAGGAAGUUGAACUGUUUCACCAGUCCCAAUCCGGGGACGUAACAUUUGGAAGGUUUGAAAAGGCAGCCCUUCCAUGUAGUACUCAAGCCGCGACUAAAAAACAGGACUCAUGUGAACUGAUGCCUCCGCCAGUCGCAAUACCGGGCCCCUCUCGAGAAAAUCAAGCUCCCAUUGCGGUAAUCAAUCUGCUCGAAGAUGAUGACGACGACGUGUUUAGCGAGCAAUUCGACGAAAACUACGAUAACAUCGAAAAGCACAUUGAUGAGUUUUUCAAUAAUGAAUUCGACGAAGUCUUCAAUUUGGCCGGUUUGCAGAGUAGUGGCAGUGGGGAGAAAAUUGGAGCAGACCAACAGAACGGCCUAAAAACUUCUCCAGUGAAAAAAACUUCACAAGAAGCAGCAAAUGAGGAAAUUAAAACCACAACGGUCUUUAAACCGAAACAACCCAUUUCCAGAGAUGUUGGUACCAGAAAAGUUUUCAACGGCCGACUGCAAACGCAGCAACCGCUAACACAAACGGACCGCGAAAUCAAACAAGAGGAUCAUGGUAAAGACCUACAGAUUAGGUUCCUCACCAACCAGCUGGAAAUGGCUAGCAAAAAGACCGAAAAACUCCAGACGGAUUACAACGACGUCCUGGAGCGCAUUCAAAUUCGAGAUGGAGAGGUUUCCAUGUUGCGUUACGAACUGAAGAAUAUCAAGAGUCAAAACGAGCAACUGCGUUUGGAGAAGAUGAAGGAAAGUGAAACGAUUAAGCAGGAGUUGGUUGCGAAAAUGAAAAGUUUAGAAAAAGUAAUACUCGUUCAGAAAACGGAACUGGACUUUAAAAAUGUCGAAAUGAUGAGUAUGCGGUCCAAACGAAAGAGCCAUCCUUUCCGGUUGAUGGAUAAAACUGCGACUAGCGGUGCUUCAGUAACAGUAGCAGAUUUCAUCAUACACAACCGACGGCAGCGAAUAUUCGACGGAUCAGUUGCCGAAGCAAACAUCACGAUUGAUCCAAAAAUGUUCGACAUUUCUGCCGAAAGUACAACAGUCAACAAUGCGAUAUCGGAGUUCUCUAGAGGCGAUGCGAUUUUGUCCAAACAUUUGGGUCAAAUGCAGGCCUUCCUAUCCGUAAUGGUUAGCGGAAAUGGACCACUUCAAGAUGAUACAAUACUUUCAGCAACCAGCAUAGCUAAUCAAGCCCUGCUGGAAAUCUAUCGCUACUGCGAACGACUUCAGUUGGUGCAAGUGAAGGAAAUACAUAUGGGUGCGAAAGUUGCCUUCGAUUUCCUCUCCAAGAACAGUAAAAAGUUCCGUUUAGAAGGUAAAGCGAACAUCUGCCAGCGAGAGCCUCUUUCUUUAAACGAAAAAGCGAUCAUUCCGAGAAGAUUUCUUGCGGCUUUAGCGUUACUUUGUCAGUUCGUUCCCUCGCUGGCUGUGCGAUUAGUACAACGAGUGGGACAGCAGGAGAGUUGUAUAAACGUGCUGAGCAAAUCGUUGAACAAAAUUAGCUAUGCCACCGAACUGUAUGACCAUCUCGGAAUGAUUGCGGCAUCGUCUGCCCUUUUGUGUAGUCUUAGCCAUCAUCUGGAGUGUUUACAGGAACGAGGAUCACGAGUUAUCGAUUUGUUCAAAUCUAUUGUAUAUUGUCGACCGGAUAGUGCUCUCAUAGUAACCCAUCUAUCGGAAGCUCUUUAUCGAAUAUCUUCCUGCGAACAAUCAAUCGAUCUGGUCAGUUACAUUUGCUGGCGGAGUAAACCUGAAUGUUUUUCAUGGAACAGAUCGUUCAGAAUGUUUCAGUUUACGAAAGAUUCAUGUGUUCUUCAGAUCUAUGCCACCUUGCUGGAAAUUUCGGUACCCCAAAACCGAACGCUCGACACAACGGAAAUUCAUCGGAUGGUAGAAAGCACUCGCAAUACCGUCUACUUUCUCCGAAACUCUCUGGCACGUCAGGUUCGGUGGGUUAACCAUUUCCGUAAGCCACUGUUUAAUCGAGAAUCGCGAAGUGCGCCGUUAUUCUGCCAGUGCCAUGUUCGAAUUACCAACUCCUUUGUUGUUCUAUUCCAUCAGCUACUUCGCUGUUGGUUGGAACAUCCAUUGAGUAUCGAGUUCAACACAAUGGUGCAGAUUACGCAACACGGCACAACGUUGUUAGUUGAUCUGUUUCGAAUUGCCUACCGAAACGAUAUUCUGUUGAUUGGUGGCUACCCGAUACAAAGCAGGCUUCAAGCGACUUAUGACUGGCUGGUGCAGCACCAGAAGGACUUUCGCUUUCAAGCAGUGCAUAAAAAAGCUCUCCGCCUUCUGGAUCUCCGAUUACUGAUGGAUGAUCCGCUUAAAUCUAGUGAUGAUGAAUCCAAAAUGGACGUCGAUUCCGACAGCGCUGGCACUGACCAAGCGCGGCGUUCAAUGUAUGAUGAUUUGUGCGCAGAUUUUUUCACCAGUAAAAUUGUACAGCCCUGAACGAAUGAAA